AUGUUUGAAGCAGCAGAAAUGGCUUCCGAGUAUACAAUUCUUCGGCGGGCACGUUUCAUAGCAAAACGAGGUUUUCGAGAGGAUCCAGCAUCAAUGAAGAAAACCUCCCUUGUUGGGGAUAAGUGCAUCGUGUGGGGUAUGGCAACAAAACUUCAAAAGCUCAAGUACAAGAACCCGAAGCUGGCCGAGUGA
Molecule: messenger RNA, 192 nt
Organism: Neurospora crassa OR74A
Lineage: Eukaryota; Fungi; Ascomycota; Sordariomycetes; Sordariales; Sordariaceae
Exons: 2
Coding region: 1-192 (63 amino acids)
Source: RefSeq, a predicted model, not a curated record